CCACAAUAAUUGACAUACAAAAAGGACCAAAUUUGUAAAUUUUCCUUAAACAAAAUGAAAAGAAUAGUCGGGAAAUAAACCUUUUCAUUCCUUCCCGAGAACACUACCGAGAUUCUUUCCCAUAUUGGUUUCCUUCGUCUCCAGGCGAUCAUGAUUUCUGUGAUAAAUUAGGUUGUCAAAAAAAUUGUUCUGUUGAAGCCUUCAAGCUCUAAUCGAAAGUGGCCAUGAUCGAGAGUUGAAACAUACUCAACUUGUUUGUUCGUGUGUGAAUCCACUGAUUUACGGAUUUUUAUGUUCGUCUCUCGAUUUCAAUUUCUGUAUUGCAAGCUGAUUCUUGAAACCCCAAAAUGCCCCCAACAAAAAAAGGUAAAGCUAAAGCCAACUAUCACCAUACAUGCCAAACCUGGUUCUAAAGUUGCCACCAUUACAGAUUUUGAUGAUGAUGCUUUAGGAGUACAAAUUGAUGCACCUGCAAAGGAUGGUGAAGCCAAUGCUGCACUCCUUGAUUUUAUAAGCUCGGUUAUAGGGGUAAAAAAGAGGCAAGUUUCAUUGGGUGCUGGCUCAAAAUCAAGGGACAAGGUUCUGAUAGUUGAAGGUGUAUCACUAGAGGCUGUGUAUAAUGCUCUUGAUACAGGAUUACAUAAUCCCUGAUGAAAAAAAUGACAUUUUUUUAAAGACAAGCCACCCGAUGUCUGUAGGAUUUGAACCUCUGUCAACUUCAUUUUAAAGUUUUUCAUACCACUUUUGUUAUAUUGCGUGUAGUAUUAUGCAUCUAAACUAAGAUUGAGAUUGGCGUUCAUGACACAAAGUUAAGAUGUUAUGUCUUGUCUAAAAAGGUUGAACAAGGCAAUUGAAGCUAUUGAAC
This is a messenger RNA of Lactuca saligna, 865 nucleotides long. NCBI's taxonomy places the organism in Eukaryota, Viridiplantae, Streptophyta, Magnoliopsida, Asterales, Asteraceae. The record is from the annotation of a GenBank genome assembly.